Molecule: messenger RNA, 3474 nt
Organism: Funneliformis mosseae
Lineage: Eukaryota; Fungi; Glomeromycota; Glomeromycetes; Glomerales; Glomeraceae
Source: the annotation of a GenBank genome assembly
AUGAAUCUUGCUUAUAUACAACAGCAUACUACUUCAAACUCGAUUAAAGAAAGGGAUCGUGUUCAGCAAAAUAAAAUAAAUGACGAAAGUGCACUAAAAAAGUUCGGACGAAUAACUAAAGUUGAUAAAACUAAAUUUCGACAGGCUUUCAAGAUUCUGUCAGGACUCAAGUCUGCUCUUGCUUCGACAAAAUCUACAACAAGUUCUUUAGAAAAAUGCCUAAAGAGCAAAAAUAGUAUUUCAUCUGAUAAUACCCUAUUAUCAAUGGAUGAUCAUAUAGUUAACGACAUAAUGGAUAUUCAUGAUGUAAAUGAAAUUCAUAUUUGUUCACCUAAUGUUGAAAAUUCAUUAAAUAUAACUCAAGAAGAACCUCUAGAGCUUGUUUUGAGUAAGUCAAAAGAUCAGGAGAGCCCUCCACAACAAGAACAUGUGAAUCCAACAAGAGAAGUUCAGGAGAAUCAUUCGAAACAAUAUCAGGUGAUUCAACUAGAUAAUCAUUAUAAUUCCAUUGAUUCUGAUAAUGAAUCUCUAAGAAUAAUAUCUCAGAUUUUACCACGGUUCACACUUAAGCUUUCUGAUGAUUUAAAAGAAGAUUUUCAACCUGAUUUACCUAUCUCGACAUCCAUUGAGAAUACUGAUAUCAUAGUAUACGACUCUGCUGACCCCGAUUUUGACGACGAUGAUUCCAUUAUAACUGUCGUUGAACAUAAACAAAAUAUGACAACGAGAAGAAAAAUAAGCAUGAAUCGAGUAACAGACGGACUUUUUUCAUCUAUAUCCCAAAAUGAUCUUCCUAUAAGUUCUCUCUCAAGACAAACAAGUGCAAAUAAUCAAAUCUCUAAUGAAUAUAAUAAUUCAAACGCUCAUAUUAUAGAUAUUGAUAGCGAAGACGAUGAAAGUUCGAAGAAACAAAUCACGAAACAAAAUAUACGAAGUGAUCAUCAUAAACCGCAAAGUAAUACUUUGAUAGAUAAUACGGAAUAUUCUUUUACUUCUUUAAGAAAUGUACCUAAAGUUCAAGAAGAUCAAAAUAUUACUAGAGACGAUACUAAAAAUCAUGAGGACAUUAAAAGUUUAACAUCGGAGAAGGUUCCUGUCAUUAAUAAUCGAAAAGAUCAAUCUACUAAUUUUUUGACAGCUAAUAAAGAGUCUACUAUUGACUCCAUAAAUAAACAAAAUGUUCGAAAAAGGCAAAAUUCUCAUUCAGUAAAUAAAAUGAAACUUGACGCGACAUCUCCAACUGGAUCCAAGCUUAAAGAAGGUCAAAGCAUUUAUAAUUCACGCGUUAGUGUAGAACCACAAGAUAAAUCAAAAGUUCGAGAAAACAAAAGUAACACUUCUAUAGUAAUUAAGAAAGUUAGCGUGGCAGUAGAACCUCAAAUUCCUAAGGAUCAAAGCGUUACUGUUAUAGAGAAGGAAGUUGGCGUAGAAUUUUCGAAUACAUCUAAAGUUCAAAUAAGUAAUUCUUCAAAUCCUUCGGUUGGCGUUGAGUCUACGAAAGAUAACAUUAGUCGUAGUAGUAAUUUGACAUCGGCUAAGGACAUUAGCAACAAAGUUAAAAGGAUUCCGAGAACAAAAGCAUUAUCAUCUAAUAAAAAUAUGCCCAACCAAAGAGCAAAGUCAGCUGUUAAAGAAAAUUCAAAAAAUGAUAAUAAAAAUAAAUUUGUUGCAAGUGCGACAUCAGCCCCAUUACCUUCAAUAUCAAAUUCAUCUGUUAGUGAAGUUGUUCCCGUAAAGAACCCUACAAAGAGGCCUGCAUCUGAUGAAACUUCCGGAGAUAUACUGGGGCCAAUAUUAGAAAUGCUUGAUAACCGGAAGAAACUCAAGAAAUUCGACGCGGAGAGUGUAGUUAAAAAAAAUGAAAUUUUGGCGACGCAGAAUCAAUCUAUGAUUGAUAACAAUAUUCCUAAUUUAACGGAUGAACAAUCAAAUUCUCGAGCAGAAACGAAUGCAUUAUUGAGUAUACCUUUAAACCUACCUUACUCUUCGAUGUCUGCAGAAGAACAUCGAGAAUUUCUUCAGAUAGAUUCAAUGCCGGAAUUGGUUUCAAAGGAGCAACAAGAUUUUUAUAAGAUGAUGUUGGAACGAGUAAAAAACGAAAGGAUGAAUUUUGAACAAUGGCAGUUUAAAAGGUCGAAAUUGUUACUAGGCCAUUUGAAUAAAUUAAUUCAAAGCCAAGUCGAGAACCACUUAAAAUACGGUAGACGUAGCAAUAUCAAUGAUUAUCCGAUAGUAGAACUAACAAUUGGGCUUAAUCCGGCCAGUCCCGAAGGGCCCGAGUUAAAAUUCAAACAAAGGCUCGGUUCGAUCGGAAGGUGUUUUGAAUUUUCGAAUUCAUCGAUAAAUCAAAUUCCUAUUUCAUUAGACAAGAAACUUUGGCUAGAUGAUAUUCAAUCUGUUAAUACAAUGACAACGGGAUCCAAGAGCAUUGAAAUAAAAGAUUAUUGGCAAAAGACGAAAACUCCCGUGGUUAGCCAAGACCCAUUAAUCCCCGAAAUACUUUCGAAUCAUAAAGUUGACAUUGUAAUUUCUUCCGGGGGUUUAGUUGCGCUCAUUGGUUUAGUCGAGUCUAUAGAUGAUGAGAUGGAAAUUCCGAUUAAAAUAAUCGAGACAGCUAAAGAGAAUUCUGUUCUCAAGACUAUUUAUAUUGAUAAACCAUUUGUUAAAAAGCAAUUUACACCCCGUGAGAUAAAUCAGAUUUACUAUAAUACAGCCUUUGAAAAAUAUUCGCUUUGGGAUAUUGGAGAAUUGAGUAUUUUGGUACGAUGUAGAUCUAGUGGAUAUUCUAACGAACCGGAUAAAAAGAUUCGUACUGUGGGCAUUAAAACAAAAUUGGAAUACCAACUGGAUUAUAAUUUUGAAAGUAUCACGAAUGUUGAGCGAGCGCGCUGGUGGAUAUACUCAUUAAUACGCGAUAAAGCAGAUUUGAUGCUUGGCCGAAUCAAUGUUCCAACGAAUACUUUAUAUGUAAUCGAAAAGGCAUCAACGGAACAAAUCCUUCCUGAUGAAGCUCGAAUGAAAUUACUUAAUAAAAGGCUACAUUAUAUCUUCAAGCAUUUGCAAUGCUCAUUAUCUAAAGGAUCAUAUCUCCUUCAUCAUGAGAAAAAGGAGCCUUAUGUUACAAUUUAUAAGAGUGUUGAAAAUGCUGAAAAUUCUUGCCCUCUUCAACCGUUGAUCAAUUCACAGGAAAUCAACUUACAGAGUAUUAAGAUCGAUCGUGACACAAUACCAUUUGUGCCAUUAUUGUGGAAAGGCUCACAAGCUCAGGUAGCAGCUGCUUCGUUGGGAAAUGUUGAAGUUGUUAAAAUCUUGAUUAAUGAUAAUGCUAACGUUGAAAGUUGUAAUAGGGAAAAUAUAACCUCUCUUAUCAUCGCGACUUAUAAUGGUCAUGCUGAUGCCGCUAAAGUAUUAUUAGCUCGAGAAAUGUGUCGGUUGUUGUUGGAGCAUGAUGCAAACAGAUCCUUACGACGCUAG